Corticium candelabrum is the source of this 2478-nucleotide messenger RNA. RefSeq lists its product as uncharacterized. Bases 1 to 2361 code for a protein of 786 amino acids. Lineage: Eukaryota; Metazoa; Porifera; Homoscleromorpha; Homosclerophorida; Plakinidae. The transcript is spliced from 3 exons. The record is from RefSeq and is a predicted model, not a curated record. Gene Ontology annotation, cellular component: extracellular matrix.
AUGCAGCAGACAGAGACAAGAGAUUACCUUCCGACCACUUCAUCAUCUCAAUUACCAGAACUGUUGAUGUUGGGUCAGUGUUUAAACAUCAGCAAUCAAAUGUGCAAACCAGAAGUGCAAACAGGAAGAGACGGAGAACCCGGUGAUGACGGUUUGCCAGCUAUAAAGCCAGAUGUAGAGAGGAUCAUUAUGAGCAGCAGUGACUUGAAGAAGAUUUGUUUUGCUAAUCCAACAUGUUGGAUGUUCACAUUGCUGACAGCUUUAGUGAUCACUGAUAUUGUAUUCAGUGCAUUUACUUUCUUGUCAAUAAGACAGCUGAAGAACGAUGUUCAAGAGCAGCAGUUGGUAACAAGUGAGGUGAAAGAACAAGUAAGUGACAUGUUAGCAGAAAAUGCAGCAGGAAAAGAGAAAAGAUCAGCAUUGUCUCCCACUUCAUCGCCUCAACCAGCAGUUGAUGUUUUUGUAUCAGCAAUCAAGAGCAUGUGCAAACCGGAAGGAGCUGUCUGCAUCCCGGGAGCAAAGGGAGAAGCUGGACAACCAGGCAGAGAUGGGUUGCCGGGAGUAAAUGGAUUGGCAGGAAGAGAUGGAAAGCCUGGUAGAGACGGCUUGCCUGGUACAACAGGUGCUACCGGCAGAGAUGGACCCGUGGGUUUACGUGGUCCACCUGGUAAGCCUGGAGCUAAGGGAAUGGGAUUGCCUGGAAAGCAAGGUCCAAUAGGGAUAACUGGUGGGAAGGGAGAGAAAGGCGAGAGGGGGGAGAAGGGAUCGAAAGGGUUAAACGGAGAGAAGGGAGAAGUUAUAUUGCCAAGUCAGUGUAAUAAGAGCAACCAUCAAGUUUUAAAUGACACUUGGAGAAAAGUUUCAUCAACUAGAGAUAAGUUUGGGCAUCGUCGCGAUAGAGAAGGACAUUACGGAUUUCAACCAGGAUGGCAUGUAUUUGCUGCUAGUAUUGGGGGACAAAUGCCUGAGACAUGCCCGCCAAGAGAACGUUGUGGAACGUAUGCACCAGGAUGGCUGAAAGGAUCUCACCCAACUGCGGUUGGACAGAGCAGCAAAGAAACAGUUUGUUUUCACUGGGAUAAUGGCUGCUGUCACUGGCAGGUGACUGUUGAUAUCACCAACUGUGGAGGAUUCUAUGUGUACAAACUGCCCAAUGAACCGUGUGACUGUUGGUUAGCUUACUGCAGCUUAGAGAGGAUCAUUAUGAGCAGCAGUGACUCGAAGAAGAUUUGUUUUGCGAAUCCAACAUGUUGGAUGUUCACAUUGCUGACAGCUUUAGUGAUCACUAAUAUUGUAUUCAGUGCAGUUGCUUUCUUGUCAAUAAGACAGCUGAAAAACGACAUAUUAGAUCUUCAAGAGCAGCAGACAGUAGCAAGUGAGAUAAAGGAACAAAUGAGUGACAUGUUACCAGAGUUUAGAGAGAAGAGGUCAGCAUUGUCUUCGACUUCAUCAUCUCAACUAGCUGCUGAUGUUGGAUCAGUAUUUGUAUCAGUAAUCAAAAGCAUGUGCAAACCACAAGGAGCUGUUUGCAUCCCGGGAGCAAAAGGAGAGGUUGGACAACCAGGAAGAGACGGCUUACCAGGGAGAGAUGGAAUUGGACUUCCAGGUAGAGACGGCUUGCCUGGUACAACAGGUACUGCUGGCAGAGAUGGUCAUGUGGGAUUACGUGGUCCACCUGGUAAGCCUGGAGCUAAGGGAAUGGGAUUUCCUGGAAAGCAAGGUCCAAUAGGGAUACCUGGUGGGAAGGGAGGUAAAGGAGAAAGGGGGGUAAAGGGAGGGAAAGGAGACAUUGGAGGGCAAGGGAUACAAGGAGUUAAAGGAAUUCAGGGAGAGAAGGGAGAGCGAGGUGAACGAGGAUAUACUGUUUAUAAGGGAGAGAAAGGGGAAAGAGGGCUGACUGGAGAGAAAGGAAUGAAAGGGGAGAAAGGCAAUAAAGGGAUACAAGGAGGGAAGACAAAACUGGAAUUACCAAGUCAGUGUAAUACGACAAACCACCGAGUCUUGUCUGACACUUGGAGAAAAGUUUCAUCAGAAAGAGUUUGGUCAAAACUUCGUUAUGACAGAAAGGGACAUGAUGGAUUUCAACCAGGAUGGCAUGUGUUUGCUGCUAGCAUUGGGGGACAAAUGCCUGAGACAUGCCCACCAAUAGCUCGUUGUGGAACAUCUGCACCAGGAUGGCUAAAUGGCUCUCACCCAACUAUCGUUGGACAGACCAGUAACCAAACAGUUUGUUUUCACUGGCGCAAGGAUUGCUGUAACUGGCAGACGACUGUUGAGAUAACCCACUGUGGAAGAUUCUACGUGUACAAUCUGCCCAGUGAACCAUGUGGCUGUGACUUAGCUUACUGCAGUGAUGCGUAACGUGGCAUGUAAAUAAUUGAUGGCAAAUGUGAAAUGACGAAGAGCUUGUAAUGUUAGUAGCAUAUGUUACUGUACAACUGUGUAUGUCGUCUGAAAACCGAAUAAAACCAAAUUAUA